UAGCUUGGGGGUAUUUGCAGGAUGUUGGAUGGAAACCAAGGCAACGGGACGCUGUUCCUCCCCUUUCUGCACUUUCUCGAAAUUAAAUCUCUGCAGCGCGUGCAUGAAACUAACCAGGCCAAAUGUAAACAUGACGUUGUUCGCGUUGAACAUGCUUUAAGAAGACUUCAUCAAAGUUUUGGACUGUUUGUCUUAACAAGGACAACAAACAUGUCAGAAAAGGAAGAGCAGUUUUCUGAGGAUCUCAGAGUGCAGUAUUUGGGAGAAAUACUGUGCCGGAUGCUUAAUCUCCAAACUAAUACGUGGGAAAAAUGUGUCAACCUUGAACAAAAUCAAAUACUUUUUACAAAGUUUUUCGAAACAAGUACAAAUCUGUUAUUUUUCACCUCGACGGCGUCCAGUGAGCUUACAGUUUCUACAGAGGUUUGUCAUCUUUCUGAGCGCAAGAAUGUUUACAUUCUCAAGAAGGAAAAUGUACCCAUCUAUCCAGAAAACUGUAAGGGUUCUUUACUCUUUGGGGUUGUGUCACCCACCUUUCUGGCACAGCUGUCAGACACAAUGGAGAAGGUCUAUUUGCCGGUUCUGUCUAACAAGAAGAAUCACCAGAUAUGGCCAAGGACAAUAUCACAGGAUGUGAUGAAACACAUAGAGAAUUUGCAAAGCAAGAUGUCUGUUGUGAGAGGACAGUUGUAUGGAAAAACCAUUUUGCCAUUCCCUGCCAUCAGUGACUGGUUGGACCGCUGUGAAGAGGAAACUAUCACACUACAAGAUAGUCACAAUAGAGCUGGAAUAUAUGCAAUAGAGUCAAUGGUCAUCAGCUGGACACACAUGAUUCAUAAAGUCUUAAAAGAAGAUUCUGGUGAUUUGAUUGUAAAGGGACUGAACCCUGGACCACAAGCUGAACUUGACUUCUGGAGUUCCAGGAAAACAAAUAUACAAAGUAUUCAUGAACAGCUUCAGAAUCCAGGUGUUCAGAAGAUGAUGAGAAUUCUGGAAAUAAUAGAAAGCAGUUAUUUCUCACCAUUCAAAACUGUAACGGAGGACGUUUUAAAAGCUUUGCAGGAGGCCAAAGCUAUAGACCUUCACCUUCAACCCCUGAGAUCACUGCUAUCUCAAAUAGAAGAAAAAGACUUCUCAUCUCUCCAUGCACUCAUCCAACCAGUCUUUCAUGUGAUAUUUCUCAUAUGGUCCCACUGCUUAUUUUAUCAUUCGCCGAGUCGUAUCGUUGUGCUGCUGCAGGAGCUACACAACCUGCUCAUUCAGCAGGCCACUUCAUAUCUCCAUGCAGAAGAACUGAUGAGAACAGAGACUGAAGAUGCCAUGGAGAAGUUGCAGAUUGUGGUGGAAGUUUUUCAGCACUGCAGGGAAACAUUUAGGGAAUACAGAGCGAAAGUGGCUGCUUUGUCCAGUCCCUGCAGUACACAGAAGUGCUGGGAUUUUCCACUGGCUCUUGUUUUUACCAGAUUUGAUGUCUUCUUAUCACGGGUUUCACAGCUGAAGGGUUUUUUCUCCACGGAGCUGGAGUUUCAGAGGUUGGAGAAGCUGAUGUUUGGAGGACUCAGAGGAAGAGUUUACACUGAGCAGGUCUCACUGCUUCACUCAGAGUUUCUCCAGCUCUGCAAAGUAAUACGGGACUGUGAAUACAAUCCCCUAGAUUUCACUUCUCAGGAAUUUGACAAAGACUACAUGAAUUUCCAAGAAAAGGUGGCAGAUUUUGAUCAACGACUCUCCCGAAUUCUACAUCUGGCCUUUCAAGAUUGCUCAGGAUUAGAAUCUGUUUUCAAAUUGGUAGCUGUGCUCAAACCCCUCUUGGACAGAGACACCAUAAAGGAAAAUUUUACUUCUAAUUUCACCAAAGUUAUUCAGCUUCUGGAGGAGGAGCUGGACAGAUGCAAACACCUGUUGGAUUCUCACCUUGAACAGAAAAAGAAAAACAAACUGCACUUGAGCAAGAACAUGCCUGAAAUGACAGGAACGCUGAAGUGGAUAAAAAUGCUUCGGGAGAGAGUUCAAAUCCCCUGGAAGAAUUUCAGUUUGGUUUUUGAUAUGUCUAUGGAAGAAGCAGAGAUGGAGGUGGUCUAUCAUAUGUAUGCUGAGAUGUCCACACGCUUAGAUGAGUACGAGAAGCAUGUCUAUUUUAGCUGGUGUAGAGAUAUUGAUCAAGUCUGUCAGAUGAACCUGGAUCGACCCUUGAUCGUAAGAGAUCCCAGUACUGACCUACUGUCAGUAAAUGUCAAUCAAGAGCUGAUUGCUGUGUUGAAGGAUGUGAAACAACUGAAAAUUCUUAAUCAGUCAGACAUCCCGUCUGCUGCUAUAAAGGUGUAUGAGAAUAGGGAGAUCUUUUUUAAGAACCUUGGGAGCCUACAUUUACUGGUGCAAUGGUAUAACAAGAUAAAACACACAACCCUUGAGGUGGAAGCUCCUCUCAUUAAGAAAGAGUUGGAAACUAUUGACCAGCAGCUCAAUCGAGCAGAAACUGAGCUUACAUGGCAAGACCAGAGCUGCUGGGACUACAUAUGUAUUCUGAAGGACACCAUCUAUCAGCUGGAGAGAAGACUUCAGAAAACCAAAGACAAUAUUGGAGUUGUGGAAGAUCUGAUAAAUGGAUGGAGCAAACAGUCAAUGUUCAGCAGGAAGGACAACAGGAAAGACACAUUACUGCAACUUGAAGAUAGAGCAGCACGAGUUGCAAAGUGUUACAGUAACAUCAGGAAUGAUGGAGAAACAAUCCAUAAGUUAUUACAGGAGAACAUGGUCCUCUUUAAAGUGGAGGGUUCCUCAGGCAUGUGGAAAGCUUACUUGGAGUAUGUGGAUGAUAUGGUGGUGGAGGGAUUUUUUCGUGCUAUCUCUACUUCUCUGGAGUUUCUCGUUGAUAAUAUGGAGACAUCAGUAGGGCAGGCUCCACUGUUUGAGGCUCAGAUGCUGCUAACGGGAUCUGAGAUUACAUUUAGACCCUCUCUGGACCGAGAUGUUGGAGAUGGACUUUAUGAAUUGGUGGAAGAGUUACUGGGAGAUGUUUUUAAGAUGUCCACGCAGGUGAAGAGGCUGGCAGCUCAUCUGGGAAUGGAGGACUACCAGCCUGAUGUCGAGGACAUGUUGGACCUCUUGGAUCUCAGAAAGGAAGUGAUGGAGAAAGUUGAUAAUGUCAUGAAGAAAGCCUUAAAAUACCAGAAAGCAUUUAACGGCUACGCUCCCCUGUGGCUUGAUGACAGGGUUGAGUUUCUCAGGCAGUUCCUCAUGUAUGGUCAUGCACUAACAGCUCAGGAGGUAGAAAUAUAUGGUGAAGAAGAUGCAUUUCCAGAAAAUCCUCCCACCACAGUGCAAUUCAAAGAGCAGAUGAAUCAUUAUGAAGAAGUGCAUGCUGAAGUCAGUUGUUUGGAGGACUGGCAGGUGUUCGAGGGCUGGUUUAAAGUGGAUAUCCGUUCAUUCAAGAUCAGUCUUUUAAACAUAGUGAAUAAAUGGAGCUGGAUGUUUAAGGAGCACUUGAUAUCCUACGUUACGGAAAGUAUUAGUGAACUGGAAGACUUUAUUCUCCAGGCCGAAUCAAGGCUUAAAGUGCCAGUGCAUAUUGGAGACUACCAGGCUCUUGUGCAGGUCAUGGGUUACCUGCUAGCUAUUAGAAACAGACAGCCUGGGACAGACCAGCUUUUUACACCCAUCCGAGAUGUGGUCGCUCUCUUGAAGCAGUAUGGAGAAACCUUACCUGACAGUGUUCAUGUACAGCUUGAGAAGUUGCCAGAGAAGUGGAAGAGCUUGAAGAAGUUGGCGUGGACAGUGAAACAUGAGGUCGCUCCUCUUCACGCUGCAGAAGUGGUCAUCAUCCGCAGGAAGUGUGUAGACUUUGAGAAAAAGCUGAAACAUUUUCGAGAGAGGUUCAAAACAGAAGCACCCCUCCAAUUCGCCACAGAGAAACCAUACACUCGCCUGGAUAAAUGUCAUAGGGAGAUGAUUGUUUUAGAAGAAGAGAUGGCAGAUCUCCAGAAGUCCUGCAAGCUGUUUGACGUGACCUGCCCUGAUUCAAAACAUCUCAAGCGCUGUCAGAGAGACAUUACUGUUUUAAAACAGCUCUGGGAUCUACUGCUGUGUGCUCAGAGUAAUAUUGCAGCGUGGACUGGAACUAGGUGGAGAGAGAUCAUUGUGGAAAACAUGGAGACAGAACUGAGAAGGUUUACAAAAGAAAUGCAGGUUCUUGAUAAAGAGUCCCGUAAUUGGGACGUGUUUGUCGGUCUGGAUCAUGUACUCAAGGAUCUGUUAGCUUCUCUCAGGGCUGUGACAGAACUUCAGCACCCGUCUAUGAGAGACAGGCACUGGGCUCAGCUGAUCAAGACUACUGGGAUUGACUUUACCCUAACUGAAGAAACAACUCUUGAGGAAUUACUGGCACUGCAGCUUCACAGAUAUGAGGAUGUGGUGCACAGUACAGUGGGCAGAGCGGUCAAAGAGAUGUCCACUGAGAAGGUUUUGGCAGAAAUUACCCAGAUAUGGGUCCGGAUGGAGGUUUCUUAUGAGGUUCAUUACCGCACCUCAACACCACUCCUGAAAUGCAGUGAUGAACUUACAGAGCAUCUGGAGGAAAGUCAGGUGCAGCUUCAGGUUUUGCUGAACACUAAACAAGCAAAGUUUUUCCACGAGCAGGUGUCUGCUCUUCAGGCCCAGUUGACUCUGGCUGACUCAGUGCUGUUGCUGUGGCUGGAGGUACAGAGGACCUGGGCUCAUCUUGAGAGCAUCUUCAUGGGCUCUCAAGACAUUUGCCAGCAGCUGCCAGAGGAGACGCAUCAGUUCAGUGCCAUUGAUUCAGACUUCAAGGACCUCAUGUUCAAAAGUACCAAAACAAAAAAUGUAAUUGCUGCCACCAGCAAGCCCAGUCUUCUUCCAAUGCUUGAAGAUCUCCAAAAGAGAUUGGCUGUAUGUGAGAAAGCAUUAGCCAAAUACCUGGAGACCAAGAGAGUGGCUUUCCCUCGAUUCUAUUUCCUGUCCUCAGCAGACUUACUGGACAUCCUUUCCAAAGGCAGACAGCCCAGACAGGUGAUCUGUCACCUGGGUAAGCUGUUUGACAGUAUGAGCGAUCUGAAGUUUUCUGACAAGGAGGAGAAAAACACAACAGCAGUUGGGAUGUUCAGCAGAGAGAGAGAAUAUGUAUCUUUCUAUGCGCAGUGUGACUGCAUUGGACCGGUUGAGCUCUGGCUGACUCGUCUGGAGGAUGUGAUGAGGGAGGAAAUAAGAAGGCACAUAGCUGAAGCCGUUGUUGUCUAUGAGGAGCGCUCGAGGGAACACUGGAUACUUGAGCUGCCCGCUCAAGUGGUCCUUACUGCCUCUCAGAUCUGGUGGUCUGCGGAUAUGAAUCUGGCUUUCCAGCGGCUGGCCGAGGGUUUUGAGAUGGCGCUCAGAGACUACAACAAGAAACAGAUUGCCCAGCUAAACUCCUUGAUAAACAUGUUAUUGGGAGAGCUGAACCCCGCUGACAGGCAGAAGAUCAUGACCCUGUGCACCAUCGACGUUCAUGCAAGAGAUGUGGUCUCUGAACUUAUCGCUCAGAAGGUGAGCAGCGCUCAGGCGUUUGCUUGGGUUUCUCAGCUCCGACACAGCUGGGAUGAAGAGCAGAGGCAUUGCUUUAUCGACAUCUGUGACGCCCAGUUUCGCUACUCUUAUGAAUACCUCGGCAACACACCUCGAUUGGUCAUUACACCCCUUACAGACAGGUGCUACAUAACACUCACGCAGUCACUGCACUUGACUAUGAGUGGUGCUCCAGCGGGACCAGCUGGUACAGGAAAGACUGAGACCACUAAAGACCUGGGCAGAGCUCUGGGGGUUAUGGUCUAUGUCUUCAACUGCUCAGAGCAGAUGGACUACAAGUCUAUAGGAAACAUCUUCAAAGGUCUGGCACAAACUGGAGCUUGGGGCUGCUUUGAUGAAUUUAACCGGAUCGCUGUGGAAGUUCUCUCAGUGGUAGCAGUGCAGGUGAAGACCAUACAAGAUGCCAUUCGUAACAGGAGGAAGAGGUUUCUUUUUCUCGAGGAAGAAAUUAGCUUGAAACCUUCUGUUGGGAUCUUCAUCACAAUGAACCCUGGAUAUUCCGGAAGGACUGAGCUACCAGAAAACCUUAAAGCUUUAUUCAGGCCGUGUGCCAUGGUGGUUCCUGAUAUGGAGCUGAUCUGCGAGAUCAUGUUAAUGUCUGAAGGAUUUCAAAAUGCUCAAAUUUUAGGAACAAAGUUCAUCACUCUCUACAGGCUCUGUAAGGAGCUGCUCUCUAAACAGGAUCACUAUGACUGGGGUUUAAGGGCCGUCAAACCUGUCCUGAUGGUUGCUGGAGCUCUAAAAAGAGUGGAUCGGACUAGACCAGAAGAUCAGGUGUUAAUGCAGGCAUUAAGGGAUUUCAACAUGCCGAAGAUCGUGUCUGAGGACGUUCCGGUGUUCCUCGGUCUGAUUCGAGAUCUGUUCCCUGGCGUGGAAGUGGAAAGGUGGACAGAUGCUGAGUUUGAGCAACAAGUCAGACAGACGAGUGUACAGUUGAAGCUCCAACCCGAAGACUCGUUCAUUCUCAAAGUGAUCCAGCUUGAGGAGCUUUUAUCUGUUCAUCACUCAGUGUUUGUGGUUGGUAAUGCUGGGACAGGGAAAAGCCAGAUUCUGAGGACUCUCCACAAAACCUACUGCAGCAUGGGAAAGAAGCCUUUCUGGAAUGAUCUCAACCCUAAAGCAAUAAGCACUGAUGAGCUAUUUGGGUUCAUCCACCCAGCCACUAGAGAAUGGAAAGAUGGUUUAUUGUCACAUUUCAUGCGGGAUCAAGCCAGUAACUCUCACCCCGGGCCGAAGUGGAUUGUUCUGGAUGGAGACAUUGACCCCAUGUGGAUUGAGUCUCUCAACACUGUCAUGGAUGACAACAAGGUUCUUACUCUGGCCAAUAAUGAACGCAUCCCUCUCACACCCUCCAUGAGGCUGCUGUUUGAGAUCAGCCACCUAAAACACGCCACGCCUGCCACCGUGUCCCGCGCUGGCAUCCUGCACAUCAAUCCUCACGACCUGAGCUGGCAUCUAUGUGUUGCGAGCUGGAUUGAUCGAAGAGAAACACAAACGGAGAGAGCGCAUCUGACCAUUCUGUUUGACAAAUACGUCCCGCGCUGCAUUGAAAAAAUGAGAAGCUCCUUUAAGACAAUCACUCCUGUUACUGAGAACAGCAUGGUUCAGACUCUGUGUUCAUUGCUGGAUUAUCUCUUAACCAAUGAGAACAUUCCAGCAGACUCUCCACGAGACGUCUAUGAGAUGUACUUUGUGUUUGCUUGUGUGUGGGCUUUUGGUGGAGCCACUUAUCAUGACCAGCUUCAUGAUUAUCGGACCGAGUUCAGUCAUUGGUGGACCAAAGAGAUGAAAACUGUGAAGUUUCCUGCUCAAGGUUCUGUGUUUGAUUACUACUUAGAUCCUCAUUCCAGACGCUUCCUGCCAUGGACCGACAGGAUUCCCACAUUUGAGAUGGAGCCUGAUACACCUGUACAGGCUGUGUUAGUUCCUACAGUGGAGACGGUCAGACUGCAGUAUUUUUUGGGCAUGUUGCUGGAGACGUCUCAACCUCUCAUGCUGGUUGGUGGAGCAGGCACUGGAAAGUCUUCAGUGGUCAGAAACUUUUUGGAGAGGUUGCCAGAGACCUGUAUGACUGCAAAUGUGCCCCUUAACUUCUACACAACUGCAUCCGUGCUGAAAAAUGUGAUGGAGAAACCUCUUGAGAGGAAGACUGGUAGAAGUUACGCUCCUCCUGGAAACAAGAAACUCAUCUACUUCGUUGACGACUUAAACAUGGCUGCUGUGGACGGUUAUGAAACCUGUCAGCCACACGCUCUCAUUCGCCAACAUCUGGAUUACAAGCACUGGUAUGACAGCCAGAAGUUGACUAUGAAAGAAAUACACAAUACCCAUUAUAUCGCUUGUAUGAAUCCAACAUCAGGCAGUUUCACAGUUAACCCCAGACUUCAGAGACAUUUCACAGUGUUAGCAGUCAGCGCACCCAGCCGUGAGACCCUCAGCUCUAUCUUUGGCUCUAUCCUGAGCCUCCAUCUGCAGAGGUUUCCGUUCAGUCCAGCUGUGGUGAGGUGCGGUCCAGCGAUGGUGCAGGCAGCUGUUGCCUUCCAUGACACUGUGCUUCAGCGCUUUCUCCCCACCUCCAACAAGUUUCACCACAUCUUCAAUCUGUGUGAUCUCUCCCGGCUGUUCCAGGGUCUCCUGUUCUCCAGACCUGAUUGUGUUAGACAGGGAGAAGAUCUGGUUCGCCUUUGGAUCCAUGAAUCCAGCAGGGUGUAUUCUGACCGCUUUUCUGAACAAUUCGACUUGCAGCUGUUUCGUAGGUUACAGAGAGAUGUCGUGCGACAGAUAUCUGAGGAAUUGCAGGAGGAGGCAAUGUUGAAGGAGCCCUUCAUAUACAUGCACAGCAGCGUGAGGUCCGAAGAAUCGUCCUACAGACCCGUUGCUGGAUGGGAGCAGCUCAGCCGUAUCCUCAAUGAGGCUCUGGACAGCUACAAUGAGCUCCACUCUACUAUGAACCUGGUUCUGUUCCAGGAAGCCAUGCAGCACGUGUGUCGGAUCAGUCGCAUCCUGGCAUGUCCAGCAGGUCACGCCCUACUCGUAGGUGUGGGAGGCAGUGGCAAACAAAGCUUGACACGCCUUGCCGCCCAUCUCUCCAACAUGGAUGUGUUCCAGCCCACCCUCAGCAAGGGAUACAGCAUACAGGAUCUAAAGGCGGAUCUGGCCAGACUGUACGUGAAGACGGGGGUAAAAAACGUUCCCACAGUCCUGCUCCUCACAGACGCUCAGAUCCCAGAGGAGCGUUUCCUUGUCAUCAUCAGCACCCUGAUCUCUUCAGGUGAGAUCCCUGAUCUUUUAAGUGAAGGGGAGCUGGAUAAUGUAAGGAAAGCCGUGAGAAGUGAAGUGCGGGAAAUGGGUCUGCUAGACAGCAAUGAGAACUGCUGGCGGUUUUUUAUGAACCGAGUGCGACAGCAACUCAAGGUCGUGCUCUGCAUGUCUCCGGUGGGUAAUACUCUGCGUGUACGUGCCCGGAGGUUUCCAGCUCUGGUGAGUUGCACCACUCUGGACUGGUUUCAGGAGUGGCCCCUGGAGGCCCUGCAGUCUGUCAGCCUGAGGUUUUUACAGAACAUCCCAAGGAUACAGCCGGCCGUUCAGAAAUCCAUCAGUCUUUUCAUGGCCCACGCUCACACCAGCGCCAAGCAGGUUAGCGAGUGUUACUGCCGCAAUGAACGGAGGCACAUCUACAGCACGCCCAGAAGCUUCUUGGAGCAGCUGAGGCUUUACGAGAGUCUCCUGAAGGAGAGAGAGAGGGAGCUACAACUGAGACAUGGCAGGCUUCGGUCCGGCCUUCAGAAACUCAAGAUGACUGCAUCUCAGGUGGAGGAUCUCACAGUCAAGCUGAACUCCCAAGAGGUGGAGCUGACAUUGAAGAACCAGGCUGCUGAAGCUCUCAUGACCAGGAUCGGCCUGCAGACAGAACGAGUGAGCCAAAAGAGAAAAGAUGCUGACCUAGAGGAGCAAAAGGUAGCUGCUAUGCAGGCCGAGGUGUCACGUAGACUGAGAGACUGUGAAAGUGAUCUGGCUAAAGCUGAACCUGCUUUAGAAGCUGCCACAGCGGCUCUACAAACACUAAACAAGAUUAAUCUGACAGAGCUGAAGACGUUUCCCAAUCCCCCGCAGGCUGUGAUUAACGUCACAGCAGCCGUGAUGGUGCUCUUGGCUCCACGCGGGCGAAUUCCAAAAGACCGAGGGUGGAAGGCCGCCAGAGUCUUCAUGGGCAAGGUGGAUGACUUUCUGCAGUCAUUGCUUUCCUAUGAUAAAGAGCACAUCCCUGAAUCAUGUCUGACCGUUGUCAAGCACGAAUACUUGAGAAAACCAGAGUUCAAUCCUGACCAUGUUCGGACCAAGUCCUACGCAGCCGCAGGUCUCUGUGCUUGGAUCAUCAACAUAGUGCGCUACUAUGAGGUGUAUUGUGAAGUUGCACCGAAGCGUCUGGCUCUGGCUCAAGCCAAUGAUGAACUAGAAACUGCUACCACAAAAUUGCUUAGUGUGAGAAAGAAACUGGAAGAUCUGGACAGGCACCUGCAAAGCCUAACAGCUCAGUUUGAGAGGGCGGCGACCGAGAAACUGCACUGCCAGGAGGAAGUGACACGCACCAGCCAGACCAUUGAGCUGGCCAAUCGGCUGGUGGGAGGCCUGCAGGCUGAGAAUGUACGCUGGUCAGAAGGAGAGCUGGAUCUGGAGUCUCAGCUAAAGACAUCGUAUGGUGACGUUCUCCUGGCCGCUGCCUUCGUCUCGUAUGCCGGCUGCUUCACACAACCGUAUCGACACCAGCUCCUUCAUGGCAAGCUGAUUCCUUUUCUCCAAGAGCUCAGGACCCCCAUCCCGCUGUCACACAGUCUGGACCCUGUGUUUACGCUGACCGACCGGGCCGCUGUGGCAGCCUGGCACAACCAGGGCCUGCCAGCUGAUCCACUGUCCGUUGAAAAUGCAGUCAUCCUGAUGUCCAGCCAGCGCUGGCCCCUGAUCAUCGAUCCUCAACUGCAGGCCAGCAAGUGGAUCCGAAACCUGUAUGGGCCUAACAUGAGGGUCCUGCAGUAUGGCCAGAAAGGAUAUCUGGCUGUGAUCGAGCAGGCUUUGGCCUGUGGUGAAGUGGUCCUGAUUGAAAACAUGAAGGAAACUGUGGACCCUCUCCUGGAACCCUUGAUAGGGAGACAAACCCUAAGGAACGGGAGGUUCAUCAGACUAGGCGAUAAGGAGUGUGAGUUUAACAGUGGUUUUCGACUCCUUCUGCACACUAAGCAAGCCAACCCGCACUUUCCCCCGGAGCUCCAGGCGCAGACCACACUUAUAAACUUCACAGUGACGCCCGCUGGCCUGGAGGAGCAGCUUUUGGGUCAGGUGGUCACUCAUGAAAGGCCAGAGCUGGAGAUGAUGAAGCUGGAGUUGAGUACUCAACAGAACAUGUAUCAGAUUGAGCUGAAGAGACUGGAGGAUGAGUUGCUGUGCAGACUGUCUGCAGCAGAGGGCAACUUUCUGCGAGACACAGCUUUAGUGGAACAGCUUGAAUACACCAAGAGCACAGCUAAACAGAUCCACAACAAAGCAAUAGCAGCGAGAGAGAAUGAGAUGAAGAUCAAUGAGGCACGGGAGCUCUACCGACCAGCAGCUGAAAGAGCCACGCUGCUGUACUUCACUAUCAAAGAACUCCACACCAUCAACCCAAUGUACCAGUACUCGCUCACGGCCUUUAACAAAGUGUUCCUCAAAGCCAUUGAGAGAGCUCCAGCAGAUGAAGACGUGUCAGUGCGUGUUUUAUCUCUCACUGAGGCCAUCACCCAUUCAGCCCUGCACUACACCAGCCAGGGGCUCUUCCAGAGGGACCGGCUCACCUUUCUUAUCCACACCGCCCUCCAGAUUCUCCUGAUGAGAGGAUCUGUUGAGCCUCAGGACCUUGAACUUCUUUUGCGGUUUCCUGUGGAAGUGUGUCAGAGCAGUCCAGUCAGCUUUCUGUCUCUACAGGCAUGGGGAGCCAUUAUGAGCUUAUCCAUGCUGGAUGCAUUCAGGGGUCUGGACAGGGAUGUGGAAGGUUCUGCCAAACGCUGGAGGAAACUUGUAGAGUCAGAAUGUCCAGAAAGAGAACGUCUCCCUCAGGACUGGAACAACAAAACCCCCAUCCAAAAACUCAUCAUUCUCAGAGCUAUUCGGCCUGACAGGAUGACCUAUGCUCUCAGAAAUUUUAUUGAGGAGAGUUUGGGGCCCAAGUAUGUGGAUGCUGGUCGAAUGGAGUUUGAAAAGUGUUAUGAGGAGUGUGGACCUUCAACACCAGCGUUCUUCAUUCUGUCUCCUGGAGUCAACCCCCUUAAAGAUGUAGAAACACUUGGGCUGAAGCUGGGCUUUACCACAGACAUGGGGAACCUUCAUAAUAUCUCCUUAGGUCAAGGGCAAGAGAUUGUGGCAGAGAGAGCGCUCAAGACUGCAGCUGAGAGAGGACAUUGGGUCAUACUGCAGAACGUUCACCUGCUGUCAGGUUGGUUGGGUCGUCUAGAGGAGCUGUUGGACAGCACAGGCCGUCACUCUCAUUCAGACUACCGAGUGUUUAUGAGUGGAGAACCAGCAGCCAGUCCUCAUGAGCACAUCAUUCCCUGUAACAUACUGGAGAAGUCACUCAAACUCACAGCUGAACCGCCCACCGGCAUGAGAUCCGGCCUUCAUGCAGCUCUCGAUAACUUCACACAGGAUACUCUGGAGCUGUGUUCUCAUGAACGAGAGUUUAAAGGCCUGCUUUUCUCUCUCUGUUAUUUUCAUGCCUGCGUGAGUGAGAGGAGGAGGUUUGGGCCUCAGGGCUGGAACCACAGAUACCCGUUUAAUAGUGGAGAUCUCACCAUAUCCAGCAGUGUGCUGUACAACUACCUGGAGGCAAAUGCUAAAGUACCAUGGGAGGAUCUGUGUUAUCUGUUCGGGGAGAUCAUAUAUGGAGGACACAUCACAGAUGAGUGGGACAGAAGACUCUGCAGUACUUACCUCCAACAGUUCAUUAAUCCCAAGAUGUUUGAAGAGGAGCUAUUUCUGUGUCCUGGCUUUCCGGUUCCUCCUGAUUUGGACCACAUUGGAUAUCACACCUAUGUGGAUGAGAGAUUGCCUGUGGAGAGCCCUGGUCUUUAUAGCAUGCACCCUAAUGCCGAGAUCGAGUUAAUGGCAGCCACAUCGGAUGUCCUCUUUAAAACCCUGCUGGAACUUCAACCCAGAGAUUCAUCAGCAGGAGAGGGAACAUCACAGUGCAUUGACGAGAAGGUGAAGAGCGUCCUGGACGAACUGCUGGAUAAGUUGCCUGAGGAAUAUAAUAUGGCAGAGCUCAUGACUAAGACGGCAGAGAGGAGUCCGUAUAUCUUGGUGUGCCUGCAGGAGUGUCAGCGAAUGAAUCUGCUACUGGCAGAGAUAAACAGAUCAUUAAAAGAACUGGACCUGGGAUUGAAGGGAGAAUUGAGUCUCUCUUCAGACAUGGAGAUGCUCCAGACAGCAUUGUUUUAUGACAGUGUUCCUGAAAGCUGGAGCAGACUGGCGUAUCCUUCAACCAAAACACUCGCCCUGUGGUUUAGUGAUGUUCUGGCCCAGUGUCGAGAGCUGGACACCUGGACUCAAGACUUUGUAUUUCCAGCAGUAGUUUGGAUCUCUGGACUCUUUAGCCCUCAAUCCUUUCUUACAGCGAUUGUGCAGAGCAUAGCUCGCAAGAACAAGUGGCCUUUAGAUAGGAUGACUCUGUCUGUGGACGUCACCAAGAAAAGCAAAGAGGAUUAUGGUCAUCCUCCACGAGAGGGAGCGUACAUCCAUGGACUCUAUAUAGAGGGAGCUGGUUGGGACAGCGCGUCAGGUGUGUUAUCAGAAGCUGUUCUCAUGGACUUGACUCCAGCCAUGCCAGUGUUGUACAUCCGUGCUGUACCAGCUGACCAGCAGGAGCUGAAAAACACGUACGAGUGUCCGGUGUACCGCACCAAACUCCGCGGCCCCACCUACAUCUGGAGCUUUCGUCUCAAAACACGCCAUCCACCUGCAAAGUGGGUCCUCGCCGGAGUGGCUCUGCUUUUGUCUGCGUAAACAACAGUUCAAUCCGUCCUUAAUCAUGAUGCCAGUAUUAAAAGUAUUUUGUUGAUUAGGAUGCCGAAAAAGAUGUGUUUUAAAAUAUUGAUGCCAAGUUAGAUGCAUCUGUGUAUUGUGUGUGCUUUUUUAAAGCAACACUAUGUAGUUUCCAUGUAAAAAUGACUUACAGCUCCCCCAUGUGGUUGAAAAGCGCAACAGUGCCUGGUAUCAGACUCUCUUCUGCAGGCAGGGGGAAAGGGGCUGUGGUUCCUACCCUCCACCGCCACUUUCAUAGUGUUCUUGUAGCAGCUAGGAGGCUGCUCAGGUUGCAGCAACAGUACAAUUUGUACAGUUAAAAGUUGUUCUAUCACUGAAAUAAUUUUAGGGACAUUAUUUAAAGGUAAAAAAAACUACAUAGUGUUGCUUUAAUGUUCUGUGAUGCUUCAAAUCAAAUAGAAAUGUUAUAAUAUGUCAUAAUUGUGUUCACUACUGGAUGUUAAGUAUUAAGCCUGAGAUUAGCACUGAAUGAUCUUUUCAACUGCCACCACACAAUAGAGACUCCCAGUAGAUUAUCAACCAGACCGAUACUGGUUUUAAAUCAGAUAUGUUUGACAUUGACCUUCCUCGUCCGCUGCAUACAGAUAGAUCAGUGAGAUUCAUCUCACGUUGUCAGCAUGUUAUCUUUAUUGAAUGAUGUGUUUGAUCUCGUCCAUUUCUUUCCCAAUCUCUCUGCACUGAACUGUAUGUGUUUUUGUUCAGUAAUAUUUUAUAAGGCAUUAAACAGUGUUGUGAAAUUCA
Molecule: messenger RNA, 14385 nt
Organism: Misgurnus anguillicaudatus (oriental weatherfish)
Lineage: Eukaryota; Metazoa; Chordata; Actinopteri; Cypriniformes; Cobitidae
Source: RefSeq, a predicted model, not a curated record